AUGCGAUAUACAGGGAUGUCAACCUUCAAAGUGAUGUUGUUGAUAAUCUAUUGCAUUGUCACGUUUAUUCCCAACGAGCUGGAAGCAGUGAAGCUGGAAAGAAACUGGAGAACCAAACCUCUAGACGAAACACAUGUCAGUAUCAAUGUGAGUCAGCCUGGUCUGCCAUUUUACCAGAUUCUCAAUAAGAUCGGGGAAGAUGUCUACACCGGAGACAGUGAUAGUGGGGAUAUACUCUAUGGUGGGAGUAGAGCGAGAAACACAUUCAACAAAUAUUCUGUACAAGCAGAUUUAAGUACUGGCAAUCCCAUCAAGUUUGAGCUGGAUACAGUCACUACUGGAGAUGGGUUUAUCAAGGAACCAACCUUUGUGGGGAGACCGUUUGAGUACACACACGAUGAUGGUAACGAGUAUGUGUUUCUGUUCUACCGUGAAGUUGCACUGGAGUACACCGCUGGACCCAAAGUGAACUCGCGCAUUGCCCGAGUGUGCAAGAAUGAUACAGGAGACAAUACUGGCACACACAAGUUUGUCACCUUCAUCAAGGCUUCGUUGGAAUGCUCCGUACCCAAUGGAGAUGAGCCGGCAUUUCAAUAUAAUUAUAUGCAGGAUGUGGUUUGGGACCAAAGUAGUCAAACAGUAUACGCAGUUUUCACACUCCAAGAAAAUAGACCUCCGACGUCAGCUCUCUGCAGUUACAGGAUGCAAGAUAUCAUGAAUCUUUUCGAUAACGGUUAUUUCACGCAACAGAAUGAUUGGGGUGGUAUCAACUCCUUGUGGAAUGAAGUGGCUACGCAGUUAAAACCAAGGCCCGGAACGUGUCACGAAGUUCACACUACCGACUACCCUCCGCUGCUACACAAGUCGGUGCCCAGCUAUAACGCCAUGGAACGAACUGGAGGAACUCAAGUUGCACCACCGGCCAAUUUUCCAACAUCAGAUCCGCCCAUAUUUAACGUAGACGAUGUUCGUUUUACCAGCCUAGCUGUCGAUUUUGACAACUCUAUUUACUACAUUGGUACAAGGUGUCCAGCUGUAUCCGAACCCACUGUUAUACAUAUGUGUGUUGAUGCCGAUCGGUUGAAUUCCCCGAUCCCACAAGCAGCUAUUACUGCCUUCAAUAACAACAGGAAAGUGAAAUUCGCCCGUGCUGAGCACGUGUAUUGUUUCACUACUCAUGAUGGAUUAAACUCAGUGAUCUGCCUUGUCACUGAUAAGGGCUGGAUUUUGCUAAUAAGAAAGAUAAUCUUCAUUGUCUCAGCUAAUCCGGUCAUAUCAGUACCAAGUAUCGCAAAUCCGAUUGUUGCAACUGGUGGGUUUGCUGCAGAGGUGUCUUGGACUGAGAUAACAGCUACAGACGUAGAAGAAGGUCCUAUCCUGAGUGGCAUCAACUGUACGGAUCUCGUAUCUGCGAUUAGUGUCGGUGUUAGGGGAGGAGUGUUUGGACUUGGGUCACACAAUGUGACCUGUGAAGUGACUGAUUCAGAUGGUUGCUCGGCAUCGGAAACAUUAAGCUUCUUUGUGAAAGAAGGAAUCCAUAUAUCCUACGUUAAUACAGCUCCAGAGAAGCCAAAGUUGGACACGUGUCAAGAUAUUACCGACUUGAACGCAUUUCUCAGAUGCGUGGCUAAGAUUGCUUCCAACAUUGUGAUUACAGUCAACAACAUCCUGCAGGUAGACCAGGCCAUCUUUGACCGAAUCGACGAGAACUCCUCGCCGUCACGGAUCGUUCAGGCCCUGGAGUCAUACACUACAGCCUUACAGCUUACGAGUGAUGCUAACUUCACCGAGACUCAGAGUAGCGUUGCCGUUCUUGCACUGACCUUACCCAGAGGUUCCAAGCCGAGUGGUUUCUGGUUUGCAACUCUACGAGAUCACGAUGCGCCCGAUGUGUUAACGGAUAAUGAUACCGUCAUCUGCCACGAGCAGGAUGAGUCAUUGGAGACGGAAUCUUCUAUAUUUCUUCCUGCUGAAACUGUUCAAGCAGAGACAAUGGGAGAGACUGUUAACAUCAGUGUAUUUGUCUACCAGAACAGCAAGUUGUUCCGGUCGCCUACACUACGCACCAAUGAAAGCCCCGGUGAAUUCCGGCGUUCUGUUGGUAGUCGCAUCAUCGCUGCCACUGUGGAAGGAGUCAAAAUAGAGAACCCACCAUCACCAAUCAUAACUGAGUUGCAGCCAAGCAAUGUCAACAGUGAAAGCGAGACAGCGGAUGGAUAUGAAUGCAGGUCCAAGUGUGUCUACUGGGAUUUCAGCCUGAAUAAUGGUUUCGGAGAUUGGUCCGCUAAAGGGUGCAAGCGGGAGAUGGAUAGCAAGGGUAGAGCUGUUUGCAUCUGCGAUCAUUUGACUAACUUCGCUGUCAUUGUGGAUAUCUACGGAAGAAGCAGUGUCGCGCUUGACGUCAUCAGUAAAAUGAUAUGUGGUGUGUCCAUCGUGGCAGUUAUUACUACUGUGGUGACGUACCUUUCCUUCAAGAAAUUCCGAAGCAAGCAACCGCAACAGAUCCUUCUUAGCCUGUGCUUCGCUUUGCUGGGACUGUACGUUUUCUUCUUGGCAGGCAUUGAGGCAUCUCCCUGCGGAGUAUCAUGCGGCUUCGUAGCUGUCCUCAUCCAUUACUUCACUCUGGCUGCAAUGCUCUGGAUGGCUGUUGAAGCCAUCAACUUAUACCUUAUGUUGGUCAAGGUGAUGAAUGCCAACGUUGCUCACUUCAUGAUCAAAGCUUCCUGUGCAAGCUGGGGGUUGCCACUGCUGGUCGUCAUCACUAUUCUUGCUGCAGACUACACGCAAUAUUCAGACAACAAACACUGCUUUUUAAAACCUGGAAGUGCCUUUUACGUUGGUCUGUUGCUGCCAAUCGGUUUGGUUCUUCUCUUCAACUUCGUCAUAUUUGCAUUGAUCAUGCGCAAGCUGACGUGCCAGGCUACGUCAGUGAGCAGUCAAAGCACACGCCAGCAGACGGUCCGGCGCCUGCAGAACGCCGUGGCAAUCUCAGUGCUGCUCGGUCUGACUUGGAUCUUCGGACUCUUGUCCGCUAUCAGGGCCUCCACCUUUGCUUUUCAGGUGCUUUUUGCCAUUUUUAACUCGGCUCAAGGUUUGCUGAUCUUUCUUCUGUUCUGCGCAAGGCAGAAGGAGGUUCGCGAGGCCUGGCUGCCUAUCCUGCGGCGCAUUCCGGUUCGUCUGUAUCGGAGAAGCAACACAUAUAACUUCCCUUUAGCGAAAAGGACAACCAAGUUUACUACCAGUAGUGAUAUCCCUAAUACCCCAGGAGAUAAUAUUGUCCUCUCCAAAAUAAGCACCAGGAGUAGUUGCAUUGCAACGGAUUCUGGUAACUCGUUUUCAGGCGAGAUUUCUAGAGAGGAAAACUAA
Messenger RNA from Patiria miniata (bat star), 3366 nucleotides. Its product is annotated as adhesion G protein-coupled receptor E1-like. The record is from RefSeq and is a predicted model, not a curated record. Gene Ontology annotation, molecular function: protein binding; G protein-coupled receptor activity. Lineage: Eukaryota; Metazoa; Echinodermata; Asteroidea; Valvatida; Asterinidae. Gene Ontology annotation, biological process: G protein-coupled receptor signaling pathway; cell surface receptor signaling pathway. Gene Ontology annotation, cellular component: membrane. The coding region runs from base 1 to 3366 and encodes 1121 amino acids. The transcript is spliced from 19 exons.